AUGCAUUACGGUGGAUAUGACUUUGCCGUUGAUACCAACACCUACACUGUACGGACGAUCAGGUCAGAAUACCAGAACACUUUGGGACAACGAGAAAAACCGGCUUUCUCGGAUGUUCGACUGAUGAAUUAUGUUUACAACUGCUCCAGUUUCUGCACAAAUGUUCCGGUACCUGCGUGUCGCCAGCCUGGCUUCCAGAAUCCACGGAAUUGCUACCAAUGCAUAUGCCCACAAAUGUUUGCGGGGGCAACCUGUCAAAACCUGCCGACCGGAACAGCACCCAAUUGCAAUGGAAGGAUUCUUCAGGCUACGUCUACAUCUUACACAACACUAAAUGGUGUUGCUGGCAACCCGUACACAACAAGCUACAACUCGAUGUCGAUCCCCAACGACUGCUAUUGGCAUAUCCAAGCACCCGCUGGGCGACGGCUUCAGCUAAGGUUAAGCAAACCGCCCAGUAAUUGCAUGCAAGGUUGUCCAUGGCAAGGAAUCGAGAUCAAUCUUGGCGAGUUCGACCGCCACGGAAUCAUGUAA
This is a messenger RNA of Cooperia oncophora, 534 nucleotides long. Lineage: Eukaryota; Metazoa; Nematoda; Chromadorea; Rhabditida; Trichostrongylidae. The record is from the annotation of a GenBank genome assembly.